Molecule: messenger RNA, 1429 nt
Organism: Aricia agestis (brown argus)
Lineage: Eukaryota; Metazoa; Arthropoda; Insecta; Lepidoptera; Lycaenidae
Gene: Yipf6
Product: protein YIPF6
Exons: 6
Coding region: 133-810 (225 amino acids)
Biological process (GO): endoplasmic reticulum to Golgi vesicle-mediated transport
Cellular component (GO): trans-Golgi network; membrane
Source: RefSeq, a predicted model, not a curated record
UAUGUUGGAUUCAUGGAUUAGUUAGAUUUUGUUGUUGUUUCACAAAAUUAAGUGCUGAAAUCUACAUUAAUAAUAGCUGAAAGUGAUAGAAAUAAUACUUUUUAGGUUAUAAAGUGAAACCAUUCACUAAAUAUGACGACUUUUGAUUCCAAGUACGAUAUGUACCCAGCGGGGGAUGUAGGUGUUGUAGAGGGUGAAAUGAAUAUUCCAGGAAGAGGGCCAACAACUGGUGAUAGCAUGGAAUUCAAUACACUCGAUGAGCCUAUCAAGGAGACAUUUCUACGUGAUCUAAGAGCAGUUGGUAACAAAUUCUUUCAUGUCCUCAUACCAAGAGAGAAAACCAGUUUAUUAAAAGAAUGGGAUUUAUGGGGUCCGCUAUUGCUCUGUACAUUCAUGGCCACAAUACUACAAGGUAGUACGGAACGUGCCGACAACUCCAACGACGGUGGCCCCGAGUUUGCUGAAGUGUUUGUACUUGUGUGGAUUGGAGCCGCCGUAGUUACGUUAAACUCAAAACUUUUAGGUGGUAACAUUUCAUUCUUUCAAUCAGUGUGUGUGCUGGGCUAUUGUUUGCUGCCAAUCGCAAUAUCUCUAGUGAUAUGUAGAGUGAUACUGUUUACUACACAAAAUACAUUCCUCUUCUUUCUACGGUUCACAAUCUCCAUGUUUGGAUUUACUUGGGCUACCUUUGCUGCAACAAAGUUCCUUGGAGACAGUCAACCAGAAGGUAAAAAGUGUCUUGCCAUGUAUCCGAUAUGCUUAUUCUAUUUCAUACUGUCGUGGCUGGUCGUCUCACACAGUAAUGUCUAGGUAAUAAUAUAGUCCAGUUUAUUAUUUGUAUUUAUUAUUGUGAUAUAAAUAUUUUAGGAUAAUUAGUGUAUAUUAAGAAGUUUUUCUAAUGUAAAAAUAAUAUAUGUCGUAUGUUUUAACUUGUACAGAUGGAUAGAAAUAGGUUUUUCCUAGUUUUCUAAAUUUUCUUGUGUAUUUCAUUAAAUGCGUGUGCAAAAAACCAUACAUGUGAUCAGGCACAGAAAAUAUAAUCGAGGCUAAUCAUAGCCAUAUGUGAGAUACAGGUUUUCGUUCAUCACUUCUGUGAAUAUACCUUCGGAUUAAAUUUUUUUGGCAUGCAGUUACCGAAAUUAUACAUUAUUUUGUUGACUAGACUUACCAUCGUUUAAGCCAGUAUUAAACGUAAGUGUGUACUUAUUUAAUACCCGAAAUGUGACGAGGAUUUUUUUGAUAUAGCUCUUAUGUGAAACGACUGUCCCUCAAUUGACACUUUACAAUUAUUAUAGUAGGGGACAGUCGUUCUAAUUUUGACCACGCGCCAAAUCAGCCUUGUAUGAACAGAAACGACUGGUUUGUCCUAGUCAAACAUUAAACUAUUAUUAUUUUAUUUUAUUUUAGCAGUAAUAAAAUCUAAAGUGAU